This is a messenger RNA of Sphaeroforma arctica JP610, 414 nucleotides long. RefSeq lists its product as hypothetical. The record is from RefSeq and is a predicted model, not a curated record. Bases 1 to 414 code for a protein of 137 amino acids. The transcript has 2 exons. Lineage: Eukaryota; Ichthyosporea; Ichthyophonida.
AUGAUGGCACAUGCUCUACCCAAAGAGAUCUUUGACGAUGUGACGAUGUGUAAACCACACAAGUCUAAGAAGUCAAAGAAGCCAAAGGAGAAGAAAGGCAAAAGGAAUCCAAAGAAGGGUUCGGCGGAAGACCAGCCGGAACCACCGGAAUCAAAGUCGGAGAGCCCAACGCCGAAAGGGAGAAGAUUUACCGACGAUUACAUGCGCGAAUUACGCCAGCUGGCAGCCGCAUUCAAGGAAUACAAGGACCAGAAGAAUACCGGCAAAAGAAAAUUCACGGUGGAAAUGAAGUCGAAGAGUUCUAGCGGUGACGAAAGUCGAACAUCGCCAGAAUUUGAAGAAUCAGACUCGUCGGGACCAGAUAAUCAGCCGCCGUCUGCUAAGCGAUCGAAGACAUCAACGAGACGACGAUGA